Vespula pensylvanica (western yellowjacket) is the source of this 963-nucleotide messenger RNA. Its product is annotated as transmembrane protein 70 homolog, mitochondrial. Gene Ontology annotation, biological process: mitochondrial proton-transporting ATP synthase complex assembly. Lineage: Eukaryota; Metazoa; Arthropoda; Insecta; Hymenoptera; Vespidae. Gene Ontology annotation, cellular component: mitochondrial membrane. The coding region runs from base 277 to 942 and encodes 221 amino acids. The transcript is spliced from 3 exons. The record is from RefSeq and is a predicted model, not a curated record.
UUCCUUCUUGCCACCAGAUGGCAAGCCGAUCGAAUACAUGAAAUACAUAUGUGAAUAGUGCCGCUGUGAAAUAUAAAAAAAGACAAAUAAAUUAAAAUUCUCUUUUAUAAAAUGUUCAACUAUUUGCACGUGCAAUUAUUCAAAGAAAAUAAAUAGAUAUUUUUAUUGUUAUUAUUAAAAAUAAGUGGUGCAUAAUAUAUUUGAAUGUUAAGUGUCUGAGCUUUUUUUUUUUUGUUAUAAAAUAAAAAUUGGUUUAUAAUAUAAACUAUUUUAAGAAUGUCCUUGAUAUUACGAGCUAAUUUAAGACAAAAAUGUCUUAUUUAUUUUGGAGAUACUAAGAACUUGAGAUACAGUUAUCCCUGCGUGAACUACAAUAAGAAUUAUGUUAAGAGAGCUGUUCAUAAUGAUCACAAAUAUUCUCAAGAAAAGGUUUCAGAAAUCUAUCAUGGGAUUCUGAAGAGUAAAGUUCGUAAUUUGAAGAUAUUUUCUUUAGGAACAACGGCUUGUACAAUUGCAAUACAACCUUUUUUUAUUACAAAUUGUAGUACACUGGACAGUAUAAUAGGUAUUGUAGGAUCCAUUGUAUUUACAAUGUUUUCAAUAUUUAUAACUGUGUUAUUACAUAUAAUAACAAGGAGAUAUGUGACAUAUAUUUAUUAUGAUUCUGAAAGAGACAAAUACCUUGCUACAACCUACAGCUUAUUUCUUCGUGAAAAUAAAAUUGAAUUUACACCAGCUGAUGUCGCACUACCAAAGAUUAAUGCUAUGAUUACAACAUGCUUUAUUAAAGGCAAACCAUUACUAUUUGAUGAAAAUUAUUUUAAUGAUUACAGUCAUUAUCAAAAAAUAAUGGGAUUUGAUAAACCAAUAGAUUACAAGUUGAGUAAUCCUAAUUUAGAUAAUGUAACUAUCAAAAAAGAUUUCUCUGAAAAGACAAAAUAAAAUAUAAACAUUAUAAUUUAA